Messenger RNA from Neopelma chrysocephalum (saffron-crested tyrant-manakin), 3201 nucleotides. Its product is annotated as vitamin D3 hydroxylase-associated protein-like. Gene Ontology annotation, biological process: fatty acid catabolic process. Gene Ontology annotation, molecular function: fatty acid amide hydrolase activity; amidase activity. The transcript is spliced from 15 exons. The record is from RefSeq and is a predicted model, not a curated record. The coding region runs from base 561 to 2324 and encodes 587 amino acids. NCBI's taxonomy places the organism in Eukaryota, Metazoa, Chordata, Aves, Passeriformes, Pipridae.
GCCUCUCCCUGUGCAUGCAGACAUCACGGCAAUGCUGAGCACGGACCUCCUGCAACAGCCUCUGGCCACCAUGGGAGCAGCAUAAGGGAUUUGGUGAGCUGAGGGUACCCCACAGCUGUGCAUCCCCUCAGCAUACAUUCCCCAUCCCUGUGCAAGGAAGUCUUGCAAUUUCAAGCUGUUUUUUCCCCUUUUCCCAUUGUCCUCUCAGGCUACACAGGAAACAGGAGAACGGCUAUUUCCUUGUUUCUUUUGUUCAGUUGAUCCCUUAGCCAUUCCCAGUGGAGAGCUUCCCACAGUCCAGAAAGCCCCUAUAGACCCAACACCCCAAGGUUCACUGACCAAACUUUACCUUUUCCAUUUCCUGGUUAAUCAUUCUCCCUUGCACGUUCCACAGAUGACAGCUUUGCAGGGGUCAGCUUCAGACUGAACUAUUUGAACUAUUUGCUGACCCGAGACAGUGGUGCUGAGAGGAGGGACGGGUCUGGGGAGGCAGGAAGGGUCUCCUGCUCCUGCCUUGCUUUGCUUUCUCACUCCAUCCCUGGAGACCCGAAGGCCACAUCAUGAUCCAGCAGCAGCUGAGACAGCUCCUGCCAGAGAGGAAGGUGGAUACUUCUGCUGCCCUCACGCUGCUUGGCGGGUCAGUGGCAGCUGUGGUGGUCUGGAAAUGGCUGGGCAAAAAGAUGAUCCAGAAGAAAAUGGAAGAAGCUCGGAAAACCCGGGAUGAGGGUCUGAAGAAAAUGGCAAAGGCUGUCCAGCAGUUCAGGGAGCAGGUCCCCAGUGUCCAGACAGAUGCCAUCCUUUGCCUGCCUCUGCUGGGACUCACUGAAAGACUCCAGGAAGGGUCUCUGUCUCCCAAGACUGUCCUCUACACCUACCUAGAGAAGGCUCUGGAAGUGAACCAACAGACAAAUUGCUUGCGACAUUUUAUCCCAGAGUGUGAGGAGCAGCUCCAGGAAAUACAACGGCAGAAGGAGAAAGGGCUGCUCUAUGGCAUCCCCGUCAGCAUCAAGGAUCACAUCGGACACAAGGGGCAUCUGUCAACUUGUGGGCUUGUGCAAUGCCUGGAUACUCCAAUGAAGGAGGACAGUGUCCUGGUCAAAGUUCUGAAGAGACAAGGGGCCAUCCCAUUUGCAAUGACCAACGUGCCACAAUCCCUCUUCAGCUAUGACUGCAGCAAUCCCAUCUUUGGCCAGACCUUGAACCCCUUGAACCACCAGAAGAGCCCUGGGGGCUCCUCGGGAGGGGAGGGAGCCCUCAUCGCAGGGGGAGGCUCCAUCCUGGGCAUCGGCUCGGACAUGGGGGGCAGCAUCCGCCUGCCCUCCAGCUUCUGUGGGCUGUGUGGGCUCAAACCCACGGCAGAAAGGCUCAGCCUGUCUGGAGUGACUGGCCCUGUCAAUGGGAUCCUGGCAGUUCCUUGUGCUCUGGGGCCGAUGGCGAGGGACGUGGACAGCCUGGCCCUGUGCAUGAGGGCGCUGCUCUGCGAGGAGAUGUUCCGGCUGGACCCCAGCGUGCCCCCCAUCCCCUUCAACGAGGAGGUGUACUGCAGCUGCACUCCCCUGAGGGUCGGGUACUACGACACCGAUGGCUACUGCCCGCUGCCCCCCUGCAUGCGGCGGGCGGUGAAGGAAACCAGGAGUGCCCUGCAGGCAGCCGGGCACCAGCUGGUGCCCUUUUCUCCACCUCGGAUCCCCUAUGUCAUGACUGAACUGUUUUUGAAGACGUUUUUUGCCGAUGGAGGCCGCGCUUGGUUGGAUGUGUUCACAGGAAAUAUCGUAGACCCAAGCUUGAAAUCACAGGUGAAUUCCUGCAAGAUCCCAAGGCUGGUAAAGAAGAUGCUGGCUCUGCUUCUUAAACCUCUGUUUCCCCGCCUGGCUGACUAUCUGAAUGCCCUCAGUGGAAUGAGGUCAGUGAAGGAGAUGUGGAAUCAUCACCAUCAAAUUCAGGUGUACCGCUCCGAGUUCAUCACCCAGUGGAAGGAACUCCAUCUGGACGUUGUGCUGUGCCCUGUCCUGGGGCCUGCCUUCACCACGGGAUAUGCCGGGAAACUCAUUGGUGGCAUCUCCUCCACGAUGCUGUACAACCUCUUGAACUUCCCUGCUGGGGUUGUACCCGUCAGCACAGUGACAGAAGCGGAUGAGGAAGAGCUGAAGCUUUACCAAGGAUGCUGUGAUGACCCCUGGGACAGGAAGCUGAAACAGGCUGCGUCAGGAGCCGUGGGGAUGCCCGUGGCAGUGCAGUGUGUGGCCUUGCCGUGGCAGGAGGAGCUUUGCCUGCGGUUCAUGAAGGAGGUGGAGACCCUCAGCCGUGAGAAGAGAGGGGCAUAGCCCCCAUGGUCCCCUCAGGGCCAAAGGGACAGCACUGCACGACUGCCGUUGGCAGUGCAGAGACUACAAAGAGGAGGGAAGGAGGAAGGAAACACCAUUUCCUGACCUCUCUCCUUGCCAAUAAGGAACCAGGAUGCCAUGCAGACAGCAGGACUGGCUUAAGCUGGGUUCAAAUGAUGAUAAAUCUAUGCACUGCACCUUCCUGCAAGGAUGGACAUGGGUGAGUUUUCACCCCUUCACCCCCAUUUCCAUCGAUGCUGCCCCUUGCAGAAGCAGGGUGGUGCUGAGAGAAACGGGUUACAAAAUCUCAAUAAUACUUUCUUGUUGGCACUGGAGUAACUUCAUAUGGGCUGCCCUGUGAGGGAUACAGCCAUGUCCACCCUGUCCAUCACUGUAUUUUGCUCACAGAAAUAAAAAUGUAGCUAUUAAGCAACUCUUCUCAUAAACUCCAGUAAUCAUUCACUGAUGGCUAUGGUUCUAUAACUAGUUACUAUUCGGAAUCAUACAAACACCUGCCCCCUGGACAUUAAAAGGCAUCUUGCACAGGAGCAUUCACACUUUCCCACAGCCUUCCUGUCUGUGAAGGAUAGCAGCAGUCACUGGCCUUUCCACAGCACCAAAUCUCCAGCAUCACAAACAUAUUUUCAGCCUCACAGGAGGGGCAUUCUUAGGAACCUCUGAUUUCAGGACCUCAGGCUGCUCUUUCUGAAGGCAGGAGAUAAGCAGAGACAGAUGCAACUCAUUUAUGCAGAUGGUGAGAUCUGGGACAAAGACUGAGAUCCCCAGAUGGUGUUUGUUAACCCAAACCUGCUCAUGUAGGAUCAAAGCAGUCAGACAGGAGGGAGAAAGCAGCACCCACACAGGGCCAUUUAUCCUG